This is a messenger RNA of Phragmites australis (common reed), 982 nucleotides long. RefSeq lists its product as uncharacterized. Lineage: Eukaryota; Viridiplantae; Streptophyta; Magnoliopsida; Poales; Poaceae. The transcript is spliced from 2 exons. The record is from RefSeq and is a predicted model, not a curated record. The coding region runs from base 111 to 578 and encodes 155 amino acids.
AUCUUGAUGCGUCUCUCCCUCAUCGCGUCGGCGAGCCAUUGACAUUCCCCCACCCCACCACCGUCCGACCAGCCCGCCCCCGCCUCCCAGGGACUGGGACCUAGCCGCCGAUGGGCUUCUUCCGCCGGAUCGCCGGCUUCCUCGGCAUCUCCAGGGACGACGCCGACCACCCCGACUCCUCAUCCUCCGCCGCCGCCGCCGCCGCCGCAGAGCUUCCGCAGGACAGGGCGGCGGCGCACGCGGCGAGGCGGGGGUUCAGCGUCCAGGUGCCGGUCCCCGUCGAGCGGCAGGGACCGGGGCCCGUGCUGGUGCCCUGCCCCCAGGGGGAUGGCGGCGUGCAGGGCUUUAGGUGGUAUACAAGGAGGCUGAGGAUUGAUGAAGAUGGCAACGUAGCUGACGAGUUUUUGGAUGAGGUUGUUCCUGAAAGCUCAAUGAGCAGCGAUGCUAGUCCAGUUGGAAGGUUUGAAGUGAAAUACAAUACGAGACCAACCGCUCUAGCGAUGAAAAAGCAGAUAAUCGCCGUUGAUGGUGACAUCCGUCAUAGCUUGGAAUACCAGGGGCAACUGCAGUGGGUGUGAGUGAGAUUGGUAAGCUUGAGUUCUACUGUUCUUCCAUCCUGUCGUCUCAAGAUUUGUUGAUGACUUCACGUUGACCAAAGGCUAGUGCAUCCAUGGCUGAUCUUGGAGUGGAUUUAGAGUCCAUGGCUAGUGCAUCCAUCAUUCUCCGUUCAGUGUGUUGUGAUGCCUGAUCUCAUGAUGAUUCAGAGCCCUUGUACCACUAGUUGUACAUUAUUGAACGGAACAAUGACAGAAGUAAACAAGCUACUGCUAGAAAUGUAGAAGGGGGUAAUGUACUUGCAAAUGGAGCCAUUGAUCCCUUGCAUGAGUUGAUGUUGGUUAAGCUAUUCAUGUAUGCUGCAAGUCUACGAACUGAAAGACUGAUCAAGUGUGUGAAUGUGUUCCACUUCCUUGCCAUUCUCGAA